AUGCUUCGCGUGUCUUCCUCGCUCGGGGAGGAUUUCACAGAGGUACCUCUAUCCGAUGUCACCGACGUCAAGAGCCUGAAGAGAUAUCUGACCAAAGCCGGGAAGCCGCCAAGAUUCCAGCAGCGGCUCGUUCACCAGGGCGAAAUCUUGGAGGAUGGAGAUAUGAUCUCCAGGCUUGAUCCUCCGGCAGUUGAGUUGGUUCUGCUGCCCCACAACGAGGAGCUUCCCAUCGAAGAUCGCGUGGUCAACGCCGUGGCUCGCGGGAUCAAUGCAAUGGAGAUUGACCGAUUGCUCAAUACGCCACAAGAUCCUGACUGGCGGGAUGAAGCGGGUGAUACUGCGCUCAUUCGGGCAUGCAGCGAAGGGCAUGUGGACACCGUCCGUUUGCUCAUUGAAGCGCGUUCAAACGUCAAUGCCCAGAACAAGGAAGGCACUUCGCCUUUAAUGGGUGCCUCAUCGAUGGGCAGCCGCAUGCUUGUGACCUGGCUCCUGGCUGGAGGGGCAGAUGUGAAUCAGAGGAACUCGGAGGGCAAGUGCGCUUCUGACCUGGCAAGCGAACGGAGAGGAGAGGAGCACCAAAAAAUCGUGAAGCAACUGUACCGAGAGGAGGAGAAGACGGACAGAGAAGCCCGCCGACCCGCUGCAUAG
This is a messenger RNA of Symbiodinium sp. CCMP2456, 648 nucleotides long. The record is from the annotation of a GenBank genome assembly. Lineage: Eukaryota; Dinophyceae; Suessiales; Symbiodiniaceae.